Molecule: messenger RNA, 1255 nt
Organism: Anguilla anguilla (European eel)
Lineage: Eukaryota; Metazoa; Chordata; Actinopteri; Anguilliformes; Anguillidae
Product: neurogenic differentiation factor 4-like
Exons: 2
Coding region: 212-1255 (347 amino acids)
Molecular function (GO): protein dimerization activity
Source: RefSeq, a predicted model, not a curated record
UUUAUCGCGCUCGGGUGGAUAACUCAGGAAAAGCACUGGUUUGGAGAAGAGCAAGGCGCGCGGAGGAAGACAGACAAACGGGAGAGUUGGGAAGUAUAGAUCCAGCUCGUGCGCUUUUGAUAACGUUGCAGCCUGGAAGUCACUUUAGACCUAUCGGAAUUUUGCACAAAUCCGGGAAAAAACGAGAAGAGUGUGCUUUACGUGAAACAGAAUGAUGACCAAGCCGUAUGGAAGCUGCCGGGACGUGGCUGAGCUGGCCAGUUCCCUGGGCUGGAUGGAUGAGGACCUGAGCUCCCAGGACGGCGAAGGCGGCCCCGAGGGGGUGCGGUUCGGGACGGACAGGUGCGACCGGGAGCUGGGGAGCGAGGACAUGGAGGAGGAAGAGGAGGAGGAGGAGGAAGAGGACGGGGUAGGGCCGGACGACGGGGAGAGGGCGCCCAAACGGCGGGGUCCCAAGAAGAAGAAGAUGACGAAGGCUCGGCUGGAGAGGUUCCGCGCCCGGCGCGUGAAGGCGAACGCCCGCGAGCGCUCGCGCAUGCACGGGCUGAACGACGCCCUGGAGAACCUGCGCAGCGUCAUGCCCUGCUACUCCAAGACCCAGAAGCUCUCCAAGAUCGAGACCCUGCGCCUCGCCCGCAACUACAUCUGGGCCCUGUCGGAGGCGCUGGAGGGCGGCCAGUCCACCGAGAGCCGCGGCUUCCUGGAGAUGCUGUGCAAGGGGCUGUCGCAGCCAACCAGCAACCUGGUGGCCGGCUGCCUUCAGCUGGGGCCCGCCCCCGCCCUGCUCGACCAGCUGGAGGACAAGGGCCAGGGCCCCCCCCUCGGCCCGCGGGGGCCCCCCCUCAGCUACCCCUCCCCUGGCCUGCCCAGCCCCCCCUACGGCUCGGUGGAGGCCGCCCGCCUGCUGCACUCCAAGCGCUAUAAUGGCGGGAGCUACGAGAACCCCUCCCCCGUGGAGGGCAGCACGGGCACGCCCCCCUACGACGGGCCCCUGACCCCGCCCCUCAGCGUCAGCGGCAGCUUCGCCCUCAAGCAGGAGCCGUCGCCCGGCGAGGCGGAGCGGAGCUUUCCCGCCAUCCACGGCGUCCGCUACCACCCCGCCCCCCACCCGUACGGGGGCCCCCCGCCGGGGCCCCACGCGCUCCCCGCCUACCCGCCCGCCCGCUACCCCCUGGCCCUGGACGGCCCCUUCGAUUCCCCGUUUGGCCCCGCCCACACCGCCGGCCCACUGGCGGGCACCGUUUACAGCGAGUGA